AUGAGUUUCCACGAGUCAGGAUCCAAUAUCGAAGUUGAGCAUGGACACAUACUCAAAGCUGCCCUGCGUUAUGGGGAGGACGAGGAACGAGACGCUGAAAUUGAUUUGAAUGAUUUUAUCGGUAAUGAUGAUGGCCAUUUCUGCUGGGGUGGACAGAAUUUCGAAGAGAGUGCUCGCUCUAUUGAAUUUUCGAUGGAGGGGGAUGGGACGCCUGUGUUACGGGCUAAGUUGAUUAACAUGGAGGGGGAGGAGGUUGACGCGGAUAUUAAUCUGGCGGAGCGGAUUGCUAACGAGAAUGGAGAGUUUGUGUUCGUUUGA
Molecule: messenger RNA, 318 nt
Organism: Penicillium longicatenatum
Lineage: Eukaryota; Fungi; Ascomycota; Eurotiomycetes; Eurotiales; Aspergillaceae
Product: CVNH domain-containing protein
Exons: 2
Coding region: 1-318 (105 amino acids)
Source: RefSeq, a predicted model, not a curated record